AUGAAGGAUAGCAUCAUCAACCCGCCGGAGAAGGACCCGAAUUCGAUCAUGACUGUAGCUGACCAAGGUCAGGGAGGUCUCGAGGAAAAAAAACGAUCAAAUUCGACCACUCAGUUGUCGAUUGCUCUGACAAAGGACAAUCCUGCCAUCACGACUCCCAAGCGCAUCAGCAAGCGAAACCCUUCAACAACCGCCGAGGAUGGCGCAAUGAACGGUCGCUCGCGCCUCCCAUCUGAAGUUGCCCAAGGUCAGGUUGGCCUCACGGCCAAAGCUCGAUCGCACACCAGUCCCUCGUCGAUCGAUCUCACCAAGGAUAAUCCUGAUCCCACGAUUACCAAGAGUCAACGCAAGCAACCCCUCCCUUCCAAAACCGCCGAGGAUGGCGCAGUGCAAGGACGGCCGCUCGUUGCCUACAACAAGAACCUCAAGGUGUCCAAGUUCCACAGGCUCUACAAGAAGGCGUGGAGGAAAGAGGUUUUUGGAAUCCAGGCAUUUAUUACUUGGUCUUCCCGCACAGCGGAAUACUCUGGUCGGGCAAUCUCCAAAUGCCCUGGCUGGUGGGCCGACGUCAACAUGGAUCCAUCUUCCGACGCCCAAACCUACAACAACAUCGCUGCGUUCAUCCUGACUGGCCUGAAGGCGUACGACCCAUCACUCGGCGGUUCGAUGCCACAGCUUCGGUCCAGCAUGCAGAAUCUGUUCUCCCUUGGAGAUCUCGAAGAUGCCGACAACGACGAAGGUUCCUGGGCUCUUCGCGAGUACUUUCUUCGUCUCGCAACACAGUGCCCCACAGUUGUGUUCAACGGCCCAACGCGUUAUCACUACGGACAAAAAGUCGCCUCGCUUUUGGGAAUUUUCGCUCGUGUUCGACCCGACAUUAAUUGUUCAACGCGCCAAGCCGUUGACGUGGAUGUGGCUAGCGGCAGCCGAAUUCUUUGCCCAUCCUUGGACUGGCCCUGCGAUCAUUCCUCCCAUUGUGGAGGAAUUCGAGCGACUAGAAAGUGA
Molecule: messenger RNA, 1005 nt
Organism: Cylindrotheca closterium
Lineage: Eukaryota; Bacillariophyta; Bacillariophyceae; Bacillariales; Bacillariaceae
Source: the annotation of a GenBank genome assembly